Messenger RNA from Talpa occidentalis (Iberian mole), 2732 nucleotides. It is a transcript of the gene WDR93, whose product is annotated as WD repeat domain 93. The record is from RefSeq and is a predicted model, not a curated record. NCBI's taxonomy places the organism in Eukaryota, Metazoa, Chordata, Mammalia, Eulipotyphla, Talpidae. The coding region runs from base 462 to 2516 and encodes 684 amino acids. Gene Ontology annotation, biological process: electron transport chain. The transcript has 18 exons. Gene Ontology annotation, molecular function: protein binding.
CUCUCCUGUGCGGGGUCCGGGAGAGCUCUUUCCCCAGGGGUGGUCGGUUGCUGCCUGAGGAAAUCCCAGAAGAGGUAACAGGAGCAAAGUGGGGGGCAAAGCCAGCUUGGCAGUGAAAUUGCACCCCUGAGGUUGCUUCUGUGGUGUUUGAAGACGUGGAGCACCACCCGUUCCAUAGCAGUGAUCUUACAAGUGCAAGGUCACUGCUUCGUCGUCUUCACUCCCGGACCAGGCCUGUCCCUGGCGUCGGCAGGCCCAGACGCCCCAUGUUUAAUUAUUUGAAGGAUUGAAUUCAAGCAUUCCUGUCGGCCCUCAGAAAGCUCACAGGCUCUGGGCACCAUCUCUCCAGAACUCCGGGGGACAGCUGUGCAAAUAGGAAGGAAGAAAUAAUAAGGAUCAGGAGUUCUUGAGCUGCAUCUGAUUGGAGCGUUUCUCGGACAUUCCCAGCACCUCCUUGCGUGAUGUCCUCUCCCAGAGAAACUCAGUCCCAGAAGACGAAGCUGUCCAUUUCCACGCACAAGGGGCUGCUGGAGGUGCUGUCCUCGGCAGAGAAGGACUGGCCCAAGGACGCGGAAGAGGAUCACGUCCUCAAGGACCCAGAUCAGGAGCUGGACACUCUGCCUCAGCCUUAUCGAAUGAUCAACAAGCUGGUGAACCUCCUAUUUGAGCGGUCGUGGAAAAUUAUUGAGGAGAGGGACGCAUUGAAGGCGGUGGAGCCUAGCCAGGUCCUGCCCACCCUCUACUCACCCCUCCUGGAGAGCAAGCUCAACAAAAUGCCAACUUGUAUGGCUAUUUCCCGAGACUACGUGUUCGUUGGCGGAGCCGGCGGAUUCUCCAUCUAUAACUUGUACACUGCCAGGCGCGCAUUCGCUUGGGAGAAGCUUAAGGUUGCCGUCACUUCCCUCUGCGUCUUGGAUUUGGGGAACGAGAUGCUUAUUGCUCCUGUAGAUGAAAUGGGUGUCGUUAGACUGCUUUACUUUUUAAAGGAUGGCCUUUUCUUCAUCAAAGCCAUCAAUGACGUGGAGGACGUCAGCAAGCAGAUGGCCUGCGUGAAGGUGGCGUUCUCUUCCGGAGGGAACUUCGCGGCCUUCCUCCUCCAAGGAGCCGGAGACACUUGGCUGGACGUGUACAAGCUGCCCCGGGAGUCUUGGCUCAAGGAGGCCGAACACACUCAGCAGGCCGCGAAUCCCAGGACAGUCGUCAGACAGCUGCUGGUGGACACAGUGGACCCGCUGACACCAGAUGAUUUAGAAAUGGAAGCAGACAUUUAUUUUCGAGGUGACAGUAAGUUGACUCUGCCGGUUCACAUCAUGAAGAUCAAACCCCCCAAACCAAUCACAGGCACCACGUUUAAAAGCCCCCUGGAGGUCUUCGCGAAGGUGGAGGACUGCUGUGGGCUGGGCUCCGGGCAGAACCACUUCAUCAAGGACAGCCAGUGGGAGCGGCGGGCCAACGUCUUCAACGCCACCUACAAGAAGCACCUGGAAGGCGAGUGGGAGGAGGAGCCGCUCAGCGUGGCCACCGUCCACUUCCUCCUCCCCAGCUGCCUGACUGCGGUGCUGGCGGACGCCCAGAGCCCCGCAGGGGUAGCCUGCACCCUGGGCGUGCACUGGACCAGAAGCCACAACUUCUUCCUCUACCCUCUGAACCGCACACUCAAGGAUAAAGUCGAACCGGAGGGCGUGUGGCCCUGCGCCGCGCCCAUCGCCACCUCCCAGCUCAGCCCCUGUUGCACCUACCUGGUGCUGGCCUGCGAAGACGGGGUGCUCACGCUGUGGGACCUGGCCAAAGGAUCACCUCUCGGGGUCGUCGCGCUGCCAGAGGGGUGUUUCUGCCAGAGCAUUCACUUCAUGAGAUACUUCUUGGUGCACAAAGGACGCAACACAUACCCCGACAGGCCAGUGACGUCCCGGAUGAAGUGUGUGGUGCUGGGCACAGACGCCUCCCUCCACCUGGUGGCGGCCCAGGGGGCCCAGGGGCCCACCAUCCACAGGCUGGUGCACAGGCCCGAGAGGCACCCCGAUGAUGCCAUCUGCGCCGUCGCCCCAGUCCCAGCCCUGCCCGGCAUGGUGCUGACCUUUUCCAAGAACGGCUCCCUGCAGCUCCUGGACGUGGCCAGGUCCCAGGUGGUCUGUGCCUUUGGUCUCCCCAGGCCCUGCCCGCUGGCGACCCCCUGGAAGCCGGUGUUCGUCGUGUCUUCACACCACCCAUGCUUCCUGCUCCGAGGCCACCAUCCGGAUGAAAUCAAGACCGUCGAGGCCAGCAACUUCCAAAAUUCUCUUUUCUAUUUUAAUUUCGAGGCCUACCCACUCCUGGAAAACACAAGAUAUUGCACCAUGUCUCAGGCUGAGACCGACGCGGCCUUCCCCCCGGUCCUGUCCUUGGAGAAGAGGUGUGAGAGUUUCCUCCAGCAGAGGUUUGAGCAGCUGGAGAAGAACAAGGCGGAAGAGCAGGUGCACUGGUCACGGCUUCGGAAGUUCUCCAUCUUCCUCCAAAGAGAAAACUUCAAGAAGUGACCAAGCCACUGCCCUGGACUCUUGGGAAAAGGCUCAGGCACGGCAGGCUCAGCCCUAGACGCCCUGUCGCGAGACACCCAGUGACAACGGCUGCAGCUCCAGAGGCCCUGGGCCUGGGCUUGCCCUCCGGGUCUGCCACAGGGCCAAGGGCACAGGUAUCAUCGGGGAGCUUUCGACCUCUAACCUGCCUGUCCCCCGCAUUAAACGGCCCUGUUU